AAGUCACGUGAUGAUAGUGAUUCAGGCAGACCAUUCCAGAGCAGCAGUUCAUCAUGUGCACCAAAUGUUCCUUACCGGACAACCAAAAAUGUGGAUUCAAGUGACGAAAGCUCUUCUGAAUCUGAUGAUGAUAGCUAUUUGUGGAAACGAAAACGACAGAAAUGUUUCAACUUUCCUCCUGCUAAAUCUGAGCUUUUUCAGCUUAGCCCGAGCCACCAAGACCAAACUGCUCAAGGUGGCAAGAAAGUCAACAAUAUUUGGGGUGUGGUGCUCCAGGAGCAGAAUCAGGAUGCAGUGGCUGCUGAACUUGGCAUUCUAGGCAUGGAUGGUAGUCUUGACAGAAGCAGGGAGUCUGAGACUUACAAUUAUUUAUUGGCUAAAAAGCUGAUGAAGGAAGCUCAGCAAAAGGAGGCAGAGUCUUUAGAUAAAGAACUAGAUGAAUACAUGCACGGUGACAAGAAAACAUUAGAGGAAGAAAAAGAUCAAGGCAUCCUCAAACGGAAGCGGACGGUAAAAGACAGGCUGGGUGAAAGACAAGAAAUGAAAUAUGAAGGAAGGUAUGAGAUAACAGAAGAAGACCCAGAAGAAAAAGUGGCCGAUGAAAUUGCUUAUCGGCUUUGUGAACCAAAGAAAGAUUUAAUUGCACGAGUAGUGAAAAUAAUUGGGAAGAAAAAAGCUCUCGAACUGCUUAUGGAAACAACUGAAGUCGAACAAAAUGGUGGAUUGUUCAUAAUGAACGGCAGUCGGAGAAGAACACCAGGGGGCGUUUAUUUAAACCUGCUGAAGAACACACCUAGCAUCAAUGAACAACAAAUCAAGGAAAUAUUCUAUCUGGAAAAUCAGAAGGAGUAUGAAAACAAAAAAGCUGCUAAGAAGAGGAGAAUACAAGUUCUAGGAAAGAAGAUGAAAAAAGCCAUUAAAGGGCUUAACCUGAAAGAAUAUGAUGAUGCAUCUCGUGAGACUUUCGCUAGCGAUACAAAUGAGGCUCUGGCUUCCCUGGAUGAUCUACAGGAAGGGCAUAAUGAAGAAAAGAUGGAACCUGAAGAUAGUCUUGAAAUUGAAAUUGAUACUUCUAAUGAUUUGGAUUUCUUUUAG
Molecule: messenger RNA, 1095 nt
Organism: Merops nubicus (carmine bee-eater)
Lineage: Eukaryota; Metazoa; Chordata; Aves; Coraciiformes; Meropidae
Gene: PHAX
Product: phosphorylated adaptor for RNA export
Exons: 4
Biological process (GO): snRNA export from nucleus
Cellular component (GO): nucleus
Source: RefSeq, a predicted model, not a curated record